Molecule: messenger RNA, 7684 nt
Organism: Ostrinia nubilalis (European corn borer)
Lineage: Eukaryota; Metazoa; Arthropoda; Insecta; Lepidoptera; Crambidae
Exons: 27
Coding region: 421-6129 (1902 amino acids)
Biological process (GO): BMP signaling pathway; cellular response to growth factor stimulus; protein phosphorylation
Cellular component (GO): signaling receptor complex; plasma membrane
Molecular function (GO): transforming growth factor beta receptor activity; ATP binding
Source: RefSeq, a predicted model, not a curated record
UUGAUCUGUGUUUGUCAACAUAUUAUUGAUUUUUCUGUUUUACUGUAUAUAAUGAAAUGGUGCGAGUUUAAAUAAUUAAUCAAACCUGCAAAUUAUCGGUCACCCAAGUAAAAGUUUCGUGUGUGAACUUAAAGAACUUUGAACAAAAACUUUUUGCGUAUGUUUGAAUUUUAAUAUUGAUCACAUUUUUGCAUAUUUCCGUGCAUUAUUUACGUAAAUUAACUUUUGUAAUGUAUUUCCCAAUUGGCAGCUAGAUGAACUGUGUUAAAAUAUAGUUUAAUCACCGCAGUAGCUUACGACAGUGUAAAAAAUCGAUAAAACCUGCAGUGUCUUGGUUGCUAAGCUGUAUGUCACAUUAUGCAGUAAAAACAGAUGUUUUAUAUGUAAUUAUGGAGAGAGGAAGAAUUUAAGCUGUUAAACAUGAUGGAAAAUAUUUUAUCUCAACGGGUAACGCCGCUGUUAAAAUGUAUAGUGUUGUUUUUGUUUAUUUUCACUGCGAAAGUGCUAACUUCGCGGCCGCAAGAGUCAUUGGACUCUAGGAAUGGGAUACAUCAUGCAAAACCCUUCCACUAUGUGAGGACAUUCACCAAAUAUCACCACAGAAGAACUAUACAGUGGAACAAUCUCCCAGAUUUCUACUGGACAACUCAAGACCAUCCCAAAGUCAGCAAAAGAUCAGCAGAUCCUAAAGAAUACAACCCUUACUGGCUGGAAAGACAUUUGAACAGAAAAAAAUCUAGGUUCUUAGGUCCAGUGCAAGAAGGUAACAGAAAAAAAAGAAGUGUAGAAAACUCUUUUGUCAGUGAAGAGAGCGAGUCAAGUUACUACUGGCCAGAUCCUCAGAUUAAAAAAAGAAGUGCUAUAAUUCCAAAUUCGAAUGAUUUUAUUGGGGCUGGGAAUUCUAAUAACGUUGCAGAUUCUAAAGACGUAGGAUCUACGGAGAGUAAAGCAAUUGGCACGAGUAAAUCUGAUGGUAACGUCAAAAAUGGUCUUCCAGAGGCCAAAGUUAAGAAUAAAAAGGUCGCCACAACUGGCAUCCCGCCUAUUUCUUGUUUGUACAAACUUCAUCGAAUAGCUGUGAGUGCUACGCCUUCAUAUGAAGAUGAGGAGCAGGCACAAAUGGUGGUUGAAAACUAUAGCUAUGAUAUUGGUCCUAUAUCAGAGACAACGUUGCCUAACGGAGACACAGCUCAAGUCGAACAGUGUACGGACACAAAAGCAACUUGUUACGCGCUGUGGCAUCGUCACACGGAUGGAAACAUCACUAUAUUGGGACAAGGUUGCUGGCACUCGUCACAGCGGGACGGCCGGAACACAUGUGACAAGUGCACGCCCAUCGAUCAGAUGCCGGGCACCAAGUUCUGUUGCUGCACUAGAGAGUUCUGCAACGCUGACUUCUUGUCCCUCAAAGAAGAAUCAGUGACGAUCAAAGCGGAGUCCACGAUGGACGCUCCGCCACUCUCCGCUCGGUACUCCGCUUUAGCGGCACCAGUGUUACUGGUGCUUGCCGCUAUACUGGUGAAGGCGCUGGUGCUGCGAAGGCUUUAUUGCAAUCGCACGCUGCCUCAAGACGACCAGCCGGAUACCGAGAAAGGUGAAGUGAUGGGCAGUGGUCCGGACGCCUUGGCAACCGGUUUGCUGUGUGUUGACAACCUCACACUCAUCGAACAUAUUGGCCAAGGCAAGUUCGGAUCUGUGUGGCGCGGAACCCUAGGUUCGACUCCCGUAGCGGUCAAACUGUACUCGAACGCGGGCGCGUGGCAGAAAGAGGCGGCGAUAUACGCGCUGCCGCACCUGUCUCACUCUAACUUGCUGUUGUAUUACGGCAGCGACACCCGAGCGACACUAACCGAAGGUGGCGGCCGAGAACAUCUACUGGUCCUAGAGCUAUGCUGGGGCACGUUGCGAUCACGACUCGAGCGCGCGCCGAUAUCGUGGGCGGAGUUCGCGGCUAUAGCGCACGGCGUCGCCGCAGCGCUGGCACAUUUGCACACGCCCAAGCUAUGCUGGGGCACGUUACGAUCACGACUCGAGCGCGCGCCGAUAUCGUGGGCGGAGUUCGCGGCUAUAGCGCACGGCGUCGCCGCAGCGCUGGCACAUUUGCACACGCCCAAGCUAUGCUGGGGCACGUUACGAUCACGACUCGAGCGCGCGCCGAUAUCGUGGGCGGAGUUCGCGGCUAUAGCGCACGGCGUCGCCGCAGCGCUGGCACAUUUGCACACGCCCAAGCUAUGCUGGGGCACGUUACGAUCACGACUCGAGCGCGCGCCGAUAUCGUGGGCGGAGUUCGCGGCUAUAGCGCACGGCGUCGCCGCAGCGCUGGCACAUUUGCACACGCCCAAGCUAUGCUGGGGCACGUUACGAUCACGACUCGAGCGCGCGCCGAUAUCGUGGGCGGAGUUCGCGGCUAUAGCGCACGGCGUCGCCGCAGCGCUGGCACAUUUGCACACGCCCAAGCUAUGCUGGGGCACGUUACGAUCACGACUCGAGCGCGCGCCGAUAUCGUGGGCGGAGUUCGCGGCUAUAGCGCACGGCGUCGCCGCAGCGCUGGCACAUUUGCACACGCCCAAGCUAUGCUGGGGCACGUUACGAGCACGACUCGAGCGCGCUCCGAUAUCGUGGGCGGAGUUCGCGGCUAUAGCGCACGGCGUCGCCGCCGCGCUGGCACAUUUGCACACGCCCAAGCUAUGCUGGGGCACGUUGCGAGCACGUCUCGAGCGCGCGCCGAUAUCGUGGGCGGAGUUCGCGGCUAUAGCGCACGGCGUCGCCGCAGCGCUGGCACACUUACACACGCCUAAGCUAUGCUGGGGCACGUUGCGAGCACGACUCGAGCGCGCGCCGAUAUCGUGGGCGGAGUUCGCGGCUAUAGCGCACGGCGUCGCCGCAGCGCUGGCACAUUUGCAUACGCCCAGGGCCUGGGAGCAUCUACUGGUCCUAGAGCUAUGCUGGGGCACGCUACGAGCACGACUCGAGCGCGCUCCGAUAUCGUGGGCGGAGUUCGCGGCUAUAGCGCACGGCGUCGCCGCAGCGCUGGCACAUUUGCAUACGCCCAAGCUAUGCUGGGGCACGUUGCGAGCACGACUCGAGCGCGCGCCGAUAUCGUGGGCGGAGUUCGCGGCUAUAGCGCACGGCGUCGCCGCAGCGCUGGCACAUUUGCAUACGCCCAAGCUGUGCUGGGGCACGUUGCGAGCACGACUCGAGCGCGCGCCGAUAUCGUGGGCGGAGUUCGCGGCUAUAGCGCACGGCGUCGCCGCAGCGCUGGCACAUUUGCAUACGCCCAAGCUCUGCUGGAGUACGUUACGAUCACGACUCGAGCGCGCACCGAUAUCGUGGGCGGAGUUCGCGGCUAUAGCGCACGGCGUCGCCGCAGCGCUGGCACAUUUGCAUACGCCCACGGCCAGCAAGCCGUGCGUGGUGCAUCGCGACGUGAACAGCAACAACGUUCUGAUUUCCAGCGACGGGCAGCCGCGUUUGGCUGACUUGGGGUUAGCUCAGAUAUUGCACCCGAGGAGAGAGACGCCUAGCAGGAUCACUGAGGCUGGAACGCUCCGCUACUUAGCGCCCGAAGCAUUAGAAGGAGCGUUGGACCUAAGCGGCGCCCGAGCAGCGCUAUGCGCUGUAGAUGUCUUUGCACUGGGCCUGGCUGGAACGCUCCGCUACUUAGCGCCCGAAGCCCUAGAAGGGGCGUUGGACCUAAGCGGCGCCCGAGCAGCGCUAUGCGCUGUAGAUGUCUUUGCAUUGGGCCUGGUGCUGUGGGAGGCUCUGUGGCGCUGCCGCGGCGCGCACCCCGGCCUGCCGCCGCCCUACGCGCCGCCCUACCGGCACCACGGCCUGCCGCCGCGACCUACUCUACAACAUAUGCAGUACCCCGACUUCCCUUCGUCCCCUAGUAAGUACCCCGACCUGUCCGAAGCCCUAGAAGGAGCGCUAGACCUAAGCGUCUCCCGCGCAGCGCUAUGCGCAGCACUAUGCGCUGUAGACGUGUUCGCGCUGGGCCUGGUGCUGUGGGAGGCUCUGUGGCGCUGCCGCGGCGCGCACCCCGGCCUGCCGCCGCCCUACGCGCCGCCCUACCGGCACCACGGCCUGCCGCCGCGACCCACGCUGCAGCAUAUGCAGGUAAUAUCAAUAGCCCGCCCUAGAAGGACCACUAGACCUAAGCGGCUCCCGCGCAGCGCUAUGCGCAGUACUGUGCGCGGUAGACGUGUUCGCGCUGGGCUGGUGCUGUGGGCGGCUCUGUGGCGCUGCCGCGGCGCGCACCCCGGCCUGCCGCCGCCCUACGCGCCGCCCUACCGGCACCACGGCCUGCCGCCGCGGCCCACGCUGCAGCACAUGCAGACGCUAGUAUCCCGUAACAAGGCGCGCCCGCCUCUACCAAAAGGCCCGGUACCCGAAGCAAGAGCUCUGAAGAUCGCCAACGAUACGUGCGACGAAUGCUGGGACCACGACGCCGAGGCCAGAUUAACAGCGGUAUGCGUGGAGGAGCGAAUGGCUGAACUGAAACAGAUGCUACAAGCUCCGGGGCCCGUCAUACACGACAACAAUCUACACCCGCACCCACCAGACACGGCCGCGCCACCAGAACCAGACAAGAAUUCCAACUGCACAACCUCCCAGACUUGUGACGUCACCACCCCCCUCCUCUACCCCCCUCCCCACGUAGGAAGAAACGCGUGUCUCGCGCGCAACACGCACACUAACACCAACUCACUCACACUCAUACACAAGAGCCUUAAAGACAUACCCAACACAGAACCCAAACCGCCGCCGCAAGAAGAACAAGUGCUAUCCGUGGCUAGACCCACUCAAAAUUCCACUAGAAUGCUUCUAGAAAACUCUGACAGACUCAACGAAAUCCGAUCCUACCAAAGACCGCUGGAAUACGUCCCCAAUGACGUCAGUUCUCAUGAAGAAAAGGCGCCCAAACAAACAAACUUACUCCAAGAAGUGAAGGUGGAAAAGCCAAAAUGGGGCAUCAGAAGAUUCUUCGAUAGGCUGAACAAAAAAAUGGAUACAGAAGUCAAAUUGGUCCCCGAAAGUUCCAAUACGAAAACUACCAUAAUUGAAAAGCAAAACAACUAUGAUCGACCUACAAACCUCGUUCUAAAUCAAGACAGAAUCUACAGCUUAGAAGGACCCUGUACGCUGUCACCUCCUAACAGAACAUUAUCUCCCAAUAUGAUGAUAGAAUCGGAUCUGAAUCGAGAAAACAACGUGUUUGGAUUCAAAGAAUUACCAAGCGAAAACGACCCCAAAAACCAGAAUCAGAUAUUCGCGGUUAUAGUCCCCAAAGCGAAACCAUUAGAUGUCGAAAUGCGAAAGAGAGGCAGCACGGAAAGUAUUAAUAAAUUUAGGACUUCGAUGUCUUCUCAGAGCAUUUUCAAGUCCGGUCAUUCUGAAUCCGAAGAUUCCACCGUCAAAAAAAGGUUGAGCUGCGAUAAUAGGAUCAUUACUUCCAGCGGCAGGUCAUCCAGGGCCAGUAUAAACUUGGAACUUCAAUACAUAAACGCCCAGACAGAAAACUACAGCAACGACAGUCCAUUCGAUUUAAAUUCGGACUGCUCAAGCAGCGAGGACGAACACCUAAUGCUGCUCUCCGAAAACGGCGUCUCAAAAAUAACAAUGCAAGCGAUACCGAAAAGCGACAUCGAAAAGAAGAAGUUCCAAAACGAUGUACUAAAAGAAGCGAGUCAAGUUACCGACUUUGGUUUUAAUAAAUUCCACAAUAAGUACACUAAUUUCGACAACGAAUUCAGCGAUCCGAAUGACAAAGAGAACAGUGUUAAUGGCUAUAGUGGCGACAAUCCCGUAUACUUGGCUGCUUUGAAUGGGGAAAUAGAUACUUCUGAAUUGAAGUUCAUUGAGGGGGAAAGAGAGCCUAAAUCGCCGAAGCCAUCUUUGAAAAACUUGACCAUUAAGAGGCAGCAUUCUUUGGAGCAGGUUUCGGAGAUAUUUUCGUCGUCUGGGGAUUUGAAUCUGCAGAAUCCCGCGGGUAGGGUAAAAACUCCGGGAGAUUUACCAGUGGCGGUGAGGCGUGCAAGGAGAGAUAGGGCAUUACAGAAAGGUAGGGCUAGCGAGUGUAAUAGAUUGAGCUUGUAUGACGAUAGAAUGAUGUUUGGCAAUAGUCUUUAAAGUGACGUGUGUUGGUUGCUUAGUCAGUGACUGAUGUAUGUGAGGGAAGGUAGACAUUUACAUAAUAAUAUGAAGUGACAGCAUACAAAAGACAAUGCCGGAAAUUGGCGUCUUUUUUUUUUCGCGCGGCCAUCGACCAAACCAUGUUUUUUGGUUACAAAAUAGUGUAAUAAACCAAACUUACUAUGACAUGUAUACCUCUAAACUCAGUCUUAACUGAAUUACGAGCAUUAGAAGUUUGAUGUUUUACAUACUAAGAAUUGCUUUUUGCGCGCAAGUUUUAUAAGAAAUUGCAACAAAAUAGUGAAGUCUUUUUUAUUGCGCUGAUUCUGCUCCAUACUGAUGACUGGAGCCUAUGAUUGAUGUUAUUGUUUGUUUACACAUACAAUGUCACUAUUUUGUUGCAAUUUCUUACAAAGCUUGUACGCAGAAAGCAAAUCUAGUAUGUAAAAUCAUCAAACUUCUAAUGCUCGUAACUCAGUUCAGACUGAGUUGAGAGGUAUACAUGUCAUAGUAAGUUUGGUUUAUUACACUAUUUUGUAAUCAAAAAAUAAGGUUUGGUCGAUGGCCGCGCGAAAAAAAAAGACGCCACCUUCCAUACAAAAUCUGGCAUUGCCAUUUGAAGUCUCGCUGACGUUAGACGUCUCAAAAACACCCUCCCGUGCCGCUUCCAUACCUCAGGCACUGACUGAAUUAAGCUACUAUUACAGUUUUUAGAGAUUUCACAUACUUUCUAAAACGGGAAAAAAUCGUGAAAAUCUCUCAAAAACUACACGUCUUUAGAAGGGGUAUAGGAAAGAAUUAAUUUGGUAUUAAUUUUAUUGUAAUAACUAAAAUGAUAUUGGAAGUACCUUUAUUUUUAAUGGGACUACAUUUGUUUACGCAACUUUUUAUUACAUCACAUAAAUAGCUCUUAUUUCUUAAUGGAUAAGAGCGUCUAUCUACAAAUUAGUUUACCAAAUCAUAUGGCAUAAAUAUUGUCAAGAUUAAUAAUUGAUUUGAACCUUAAUACAAGGAAAUAAGGUCAAGAAUAUAGUGGGAACUAUAUUCCCACUGCCUUAUUAAAGGUUUAAUAGGGUUGUGCAAAUAAAUGUGUCCCAAAAUAUCGAUAAAAUUCGAAAUAAUUCCGUUGAUAUUCCUUUAUCGAUCGAGUGGCAUCUUUGCAUUUAUGCGUAGUCUAGCUUUACGGUAUUAUAAGAUUAAUCGAUAAUCGAUAUAAUUAACUCACGGUUUCUCGAACUGCGAUCGAGUUGAUUGAAAAGGCAGCUCAAUAACUUGUAGUCCAACGGUGAAGGUGUCGGACUGGCCGAAUCAAGAUCCAAGGAACGGUGGUUCGAACCCCGCCGCUGGACAAUUGUGUUGAACCCACUCGUAAGCAUAUUUAGCUUAGUCCCGUUAACCUACUCGUACGUAAAGUAUUCUUUUUUAUGAAACCUUAUUCUGACUCACAGGAGUUUAUUUCACUUUGUUCACCUGGGUGAAAAAAGUGGAAUUUUUAGUGUCCUCUCACUUGGGAAUCAUUUCACCCAGGUGAAUUGAUUCGACUAAAGCAGUC